This is a messenger RNA of Sardina pilchardus (European sardine), 5757 nucleotides long. It is a transcript of the gene epb41b, whose product is annotated as erythrocyte membrane protein band 4.1b. Gene Ontology annotation, biological process: cortical actin cytoskeleton organization. NCBI's taxonomy places the organism in Eukaryota, Metazoa, Chordata, Actinopteri, Clupeiformes, Clupeidae. Gene Ontology annotation, cellular component: plasma membrane; cytoskeleton. The transcript has 31 exons. Gene Ontology annotation, molecular function: cytoskeletal protein binding. Bases 186 to 5384 code for a protein of 1732 amino acids. The record is from RefSeq and is a predicted model, not a curated record.
GUGGAAUCAGACCCCUCAGGUUCAUACGUACUUCGGACAUACGUAUCUACACCCACACACUCCAUGGAAUUACAGAAGAGAUGCAGAGUAGCCGUGUCCCCAUGCCCUCUCCCACACAGAUACAGAUUAUCAUGACUAGGUCUGUAUGACCGGCCCAAGCAGAAGCCCUACACUCCCUCUCAAAGAUGCUUUGCACAGUGCUCUUCCUAGACGGUAGUGUGAGGGAGUGGAACCUACCGAGUAGUGCUAUUGGCCAGGAGCUUUUUGAUCAAGUAUGUGACCACCUCAACUUACUGGAGAGAGAUUAUUUUGGCCUGGCCAUCUUUGACUCACCAAGGACAAAGACAUGGCUUGAUGUUUCUAAACAAAUCAGCAAGCAGUCCAAAAGUAUACAUGCCCAGUUUGCUUUCAGUGUGAAGUUCUACCCUCCAAAUCCAGCUCAGCUAUGUGAAGAUCUAACCAGAUACUUGCUGUAUCAGCAGAUCCGUCGGGAUCUUUUAACCAGGCGGUUGCCAUGCCAGUCAGUGACUCUGAUUGCACUGGGCUCGUAUGUCCUCCAGUCAGAGUUCGGCCCAUAUGACCCAGAUCGUCAUGGCGACACAUACACCAACAACCUGUACCUGGCACCCAAUCAGAAUGAAGAGCUGCUGAAGAGAAUGAGGGAGCAACAUGCCACCUAUGGUGCUAUGUCACCUGCUCAAGCUGAUCUCCUGUUCCUGCAGAAUGCUAGUCAACUUCCUAUGUAUGGAAUAGACCGUCAUCCUGCCAAGGAUUCAGAUGGAGAAGAUGUCGUCUUAGGCGUGAGCUCAGAGGGCAUACUCUUAUACCGAGAUGAUUUGGUGGAGAGCAAAUACCUCUGGCCCAGAGUUCUGAAGAUCUCAUACAAGCACUCCAAGUUCUUUAUCAGAACUCACCCGUCAGAGGGAUCUGUAUGGACUCUAUGUUUUACCUUGGCCAGCAACCGUGCAUGCAAAUCCCUCUGGAAAGUAGCUACAGAGCAUCAUAGCUUCUUCAGGCUCCCAUCUGUUGAAAUCUCCCGCAGACGAUUACUGGCUUUGAGUUCUCAAUUUCGUCAUCGCGGACGCACGGAAGCGGAAUCUCUUCAGGCCAGUUCUGAAAUAGCCCGGCCCAAUCCAGCUUUUCCAAGAAAACUCACAGCAAGAUCCACUUCGUUGGAUAUCCUCUCCCACACAAGCCAGCCUGAGCCUGACUGGUUCCUGAUGUUGGAUUCUAUUCCCCCGAAAGCCAUCUAUACCAAAGGUUUCGAUGAGGAGCUGGUGCUGGCAGAUGACUGGAAGCAGGAGUCAGACGACUGGCUCUUAUUCCAAGACCCAACCAAAACAACCAUGAUGCCCCUAUUAUAUAAUGCUGAAAUAUCCCAAGAGGACCUGGAACAGGAUGCUGAAGACACCUUUGAUGGUAGUGUGGAGGGAGAGCCACAGGAGGAGGAGGUCAUGGAGGUCGGAGCUGAAGAUGAGGAGUUCAUGGAGGAGGUAGCAGAAGAUGAGGAGUUCAUGGAGGAGAGAACAGAGGAGAUACAACAGGAAGGAGAGAUACUGGAAAUAAGACAAGUGAAGGAAGUGAAGAUUGUACGGAAAAUAACGCGAGAAGUCAGGACUGCGGGAGGUCAACUGAAAGAAAGUAAAGACUUAGAAAUCGUAGAGGGGAGAGAUGAGAGAGAAGCCUAUGAGUCUGUAAACGACAGACUGAGGGAGGGUGGGACUUUGGACCAAAGACUAAAGGGAAUCCGUAUACCAUGGAAAGAUGUGCAAAGAGAUGAUUGGUAUAUCUGGUUUGAUAAGCAACCACCUAUGUUUUACUCAACAUCUGCAGCGAAACAGUCCCGUAUAUUGGACCAACAGCAAGAGUUAGUUGCUCGCAUUACACAACUAGAAGGAUUGGACAUUUACAGUGAAGCAGAGCAAGAAUGGGAAAUUGUGGAGGAGCCGCAAGAAAAAAUAGUGGAAGAAGGAGAGCUGGAGGGAGAGACUGUGGAAAUACGACGGCAAAAGUUCAAGAUUAUAAGAAAACGAAUGCAGGAGGUCAUGACGGAGGAAGAAGAGCUCUCUCUUCAAGAGGAAAUGGUGGGUGAGAUACGGCAGCAGAUAGAAGCCAUUCAGGAGCACUUAGAGGAGCUGGUGGAGGUAGAGGAGCAGCAGCUGGAGCUGGAGGUUUUGAAGGAAGAGCUACAACAUGUCGACCUCUUGGAGUACAAAGUACAGCAGAUGGAACAGCAAACGAGUGUGGAAACAACAGAAGAUGACUGGUUUAUCCUACUGGACAAGCCGCCAUAUAUUAUCCAUAGUGCACCAUUAGCAGUACAGACCAGGGUGGAAGAGGGAGAGAAGGAGACCCUGGAGAUGGCCGAGAUGGCUCAGAGAACAGAGCAGACCGUGUUCAGUACAACAGAGAGAUCAGAGGAGACCGUGUUCACCACAACGCAGAGAACAGAGAAGACCAUAUUCAUCACAACGCAGAGAUCGGAGGAGCGGGUGGUGGUUAAAGAAGGGAUGGAGGGGAGCAUCAUCAUCACUGAGCCAAUCACAUUACAGAACAAUACUUACUCCGUGCGGGACAUUGAUGAUGAUUGGUUCCUGCUUUUGGAACCAGUCCCUCUGGAGGUUCGGGUAACAGUGGGAGAUGUGGAGCCCUAUGCAGCAGGGCCCGUCUAUGAGCCUGAAGAAGAGAUAGAACUGGAGGAAGUGGCCAGUGAUGAAGUCGUUGUCACAGAGGAUAAAGCUGAGGGUCCGGAUGUUUCCGAGACCACUGCCGAACAAAUCGUAUUAGAGACGACAGAGCCAGUGGUCCAAUAUAUUGAGGAUGAUUGGUUCACAGUUUUUGACCAAGUUUUUGUGCCAAUGAAGACCCCUCCCCCAGUUGUGUGGGAGACUCUGGAAGGCCCUGCUGGCAUCAGCAUCAGCACCAUCUCCGUGGAGAUGAAGGAUGAGGAGGAGAGAGAUGAGGAGAUGAUGGAGGAAUGGACACAAAGACCUGAGCCAGAGGUGCUGGAGAUUAGCAGAGUGCAGGAGCCCAUGCCCACAUUUGCCCCCAGAGAGGUGGAGGAUGACUGGUACUCUCAACUGGAAAUUCCUCCUAGAGAAACAGUGAGAGUCAUUGAGCCCUACACAAUGGAAACCAGAAGAGAAGUGGAGGUCUACCAGUCUGAGGAAGGGACAUCAUUCGAAAGUACGACCGUAAUCACAAAGCAGACGACUACCCUCGUGACCAUCACAGAGGAGAGAAGAGAGAUGAAAGUGACUAUUACGGAAGAGAGAGACAUGUAUGCUGAAAGCCCUGGAGACUACAUCACAUUAGAGGUGAAACCUCCCGUUGCAGUUCGACACAUUGAGGAUGACUGGUUCGUACUGUUGGAACCGAUCCCAGAGGAAAUUAAGCCCUCGCCUGCAGUUGUGUGGGAGCAAGAACAGGCUCUUCCAGCGGAGGAGCAGAUAGAUGCAGAAAGGAUGGUGAGGACGGAGAAGAGGAUAGAAAUACAGGAGCGAGUGAUGGUGGAGGUGAAAGAGGUCCAGCCAGUCGUCCAGGAGCAGAGAGCCACAUAUACUCCCAGAGAGGUGGAGGAUGACUGGUACACCCUACUGGAAGUUCCUCCCAAAGAAACAGUGUGGGUCACCCCAUAUGCCGAGGAGACUCAGGUAAGAGAGAGAGAGGGAGUGGAGAAGACCGUGAAGAGAGUGAGGAUUGCAGAGGAGAGAGUGGUGAUCAUAGCAGACUUAGAAAAACCUGCACAGGCACCUGCUGUGGUCAUUCAGGAACCAUCAGUGAUUCCACGGGACAUUGAAGAUGAUUGGUUCUUAUUCAUGGAAUCAGUUCCUCGACCUACAGUUUCAGUCGAGCAGAGACUACUGAGAGAGAGAGAAGAGGUGGGGACCACUAUGAAGAGAUUGAAGAUUGAGGAGAAAGUGGAGAUCAUAGCAGAGAGAGAAGAACCUGCACAGAGGCCUGCUGUGGUCAUUCAGGAACCACCAGUGGUUCCACGGGACAUUGAAGAUGAUUGGUUCUUAUUGAUGGAAUCAGUUCCUGUGGAAGUUAAGACUCCACCUCCAGUCACUUGGGAGCAAAUGCAGCCUCCUCCAGAUGUCUCUAGAGUGACCGUGGACUCAAGGGCAGAGAAAGAGGAAGAAAGGAUCAGAACGGAGGAGAUGAGAGUGAUGGAGAUAGACGUGAAAGGAGUCCAGCCAAGCGUUCAGGAGCCAACCCCCACCAUUACUCCCAGAGAAGUGGACGAUGACUGGUGCCCUCUACUGGAGGUCCUUCCCAGGGAAACAGUCGACGUGAAAGAGGACGAGAUGAAAACAGUGAGGCGGGAGGAGAGAGUCACUGAGCGGGUGACCGUCAUAGAAGAACAGAGGGUCGUUAUUGAGAAGCCCACGGUGCAAGUCCAACCACAGAUACAACAGCCAGUGGUUGUUCGUGAGAUUGACGAUGAUUGGUUCACACUUUUGGAUGCCGUUCCUGUGCAAGAACGUUCUGUUCCAUCAGUCGAGAUAAAGAGACCUGUGGAAGUCUCUGAGACAAAAGUGGUGGAGAGGCCGAGACCAGAGAAGGAGAGAAUUCUGGAGAAAGAAAGACUUCGAGAGCAGGAGAUACAGAGGGUCCCACAGAAAAUAUUUGUGGGUGCUCGGGAAAUUGAAGAUGACUGGUUCACGUUUUGGGACAAAACUAUUCUGCAUGCAGAACCCAGCCCUGCAGUUGUGUCCAAGCCUGAGGAGCGGAGAGCUGUGGAGAGGGAGAGGACUGAGAGAGGAAGAGGAAGAGAGGGAGAGAGGGUGAAAGAGGAAGACAUGCGCAAGAGAGUUACGAUCACAGAGGCAAAGCGUGUGACAGUAGUACAGGAGAGAGCACCACCAGCUGUUCGCCACAUUGACGAUGACUGGUACAUACUGCUGGAUAAGGCUGCUGUGGAAUACCAAGCUCCCCCUAGAGUGACUCCCGUCAUCCCCCCCACCCCUGCCAAGAGGCCUGUUCCCGUAGACCAGCCCCUGACCUCCACCCCCACCACACAUCCCGCCCCCGUCAUCAAGUACAUCCCCGAGGUGGAGAAGCGGGAGACUCGAAUCAUAGUGGAGGAGAAAGUAAAGGAGGAUGAGGAGCUGACUCUUAUCAGGAGGAAGACAGAGAGGAUCGAGGGAGAGAACAUCUACAUCAGACACAGUAUUCUCAUGUUGGAGGACUUUGAUGUGACUCAGGAGGUGGUGUUGCGUCACCGUGCCAGCAUCAACGAGCUGAAGCGAGUUUUCCUGGAGGCAGAGCCGGAGUAUUAUCUCAGCGAAUGGGACAAACACUUGUCAAUCUGUCACCUGGACACCCACACACAACUCAUUAGCAUGGAGGAGUGGUCGAGAGAAAGCCUGUCUAUCAUGUAAGGAAACUCAAAUGCUCAAGGAUCUUCUAAUCAACCGAUCUGAUGCCAUGCAAGGGAUCCUUCAUCAGCCAGAGGCUUGAUUCUAGCGAAGGAUUCAACCAUUAUUACUUCAUCGUUUUUAGAUAUUAUCUUGUUAUUGAAAUUAUUUCCAUAGUUUUUUAUUGUCUGUCUGAUGACUUUCAUUUACAAUUUGGCCUUUGUUCACCCUGGUAAUUCUAGAUAUUCUAGAUAAAUAUGCAGUAUUAAUAUGUCAAGUCAGUAGAAUUCAUAACACUUGAUGGAUCAAAAAUAAUUGAUUGGAAUGUGUGGGACUAUUUUUGCUCAUUGUCAAUUGAAAUUUACAAAUAAAUGAGGUGUUUUGGAGUAAAUUGAAA